Nanorana parkeri is the source of this 6472-nucleotide messenger RNA. RefSeq names its product dedicator of cytokinesis 8 (gene DOCK8). Gene Ontology annotation, biological process: positive regulation of GTPase activity; small GTPase-mediated signal transduction; positive regulation of T cell migration. Gene Ontology annotation, cellular component: cell leading edge. Bases 75 to 6368 code for a protein of 2097 amino acids. NCBI's taxonomy places the organism in Eukaryota, Metazoa, Chordata, Amphibia, Anura, Dicroglossidae. The transcript has 49 exons. The record is from RefSeq and is a predicted model, not a curated record. Gene Ontology annotation, molecular function: guanyl-nucleotide exchange factor activity.
UGACAGAUGACAGCUCGCUGAAAGUACACAGGCAUGAAGGAGAGUGCAGCACUGGGGCACAGGGAUCACACACCAUGGCUUCACUGUCCAGCGCCGAGAGAAGGGCAUUCGCUCUUAAACUCAACAGGUAUUCUUCAGCAGAAAUAAGGAAACAUGUCACCCUUCAUGGUACCUCUGGGUUUUUACAUCAGCGUAGUCUGAGUACAACAAAUUCACCUUCCUUGCAGCUACCUCCAGAGUACGACGCAGUUGACCCGAUAGAUUUUGAGAAUUUUCUGAUGUCACAUAUCAACAGCCAAAAUCAUGAACUUCUUCAAGAGCUUGGAGACUUCCCCGAAGAUGAUCUGGAUCUUGUAUAUAAACCCAAAGAGUGUAGAACACUGCAGCCUUCACUGCCAGAAGAAGGGGCUGACCUGGAUCUACAUGUCAGGGACUGUAUUCAGAUAUAUUUACGGGACUGGCUAAUAGUCAACAGAAAGAAUCAGGAAAACUCAGGUACAAGCAACUUUAGCAGAAGUGGCUCUAGGAAGGACUUCCAAAAAACACUCCAAAAGCAAAUAUUUGAGUCUGAUGAAACAGAGGCCAGGCUAAAUGAACAGGCUGAUGGAGGUCUUACUGCUGGCUUGUCUACUGAAUCUGGAAGUACACUCACAUCUUGUGACUUCGAUCUGCGUGGCCUAAAUCCAGAAAGUCGUUUAAAGAACCUCCUUCAGCUUUCAAAUGUUGAAGACUUGGAGAGGCAAAGUGAAGAAGCUCGCCGGGCUAAUAGACAAGCAGACCUUUUUGCACUAAGCCCGCCUGUGGAUGAGGACGACACUGUUGAAAUCCGCCCUUUACCAGAUUGUCCCAAGGAGCACAUGGGAUACAGAAUAAUGGUCAAGCUGCAUACUCUGAAAUUGGAUAUUGACAUUGAACCGCUCUUUGUAAGCAUUGCACUAUACGACUGUAAAGAACGAAAAAAGAUCUCAGAGAGUUUUCACUGUGACUUGAAUUCAGAUGCAUUCAAGAUCUACCUCCGUGCUCACACACCUACUGUGGCUCCUUCAAGCCAAGCAAGAACUGCACUCUUCUCUAUUACUUACCCGUCUCAAGAUAUAUUCCUAGUAGUUAAGGUUGAAAAGGUUCUUCAGCAGGGAGAAAUCUCAGAAUGCUCAGAACCAUACAUGGUUUUAAAAGAAAGUGAUGGUGGAAAAACUAAAGAAAAAAUUGACAAACUUAAAACGCAGGCUGAAAACUUUUGUCAACGCUUGGGAAGAUAUCGGAUGCCAUUUGCUUGGAUACCAAUCAGUCUACUAAGUUGCAUUAAUGUCAUGACGCUGGAAAAAGAAGCCCCUGAAACCGAAAGCAUAAAUGGCAAGGCAGUCGGUGACAGAAGAUCCUCACUGGGUCCAACAAGAAGACUUUCUGAGAGGUGUAAUUUAGUUGAUGAAGGCUCAACGUCACCAUUUAAGCCAACAACAAUUACACAAAACAUUUUCUUCAGGCAGGAAGGAGAUAAACUGAGUGAUGAAGACUUAUUCAAGCAUCUAGCAGAUUACAAGAGAUCUCUGCAGAGGAGAACAAAAUGUAUCCCAGGGCUUCUAAAACUUGAAAUUUCCCCUGUGUGUGAUGGGAUGAGUGGUUGUCUUACUCCUGAGCUGCUUCCAGUGAAACCCUUUUUAGAAAGUCGAAGUCGUGUAAUUAAAGAGAUUCUGGAGUUUCCAAUGAAGGAAGUUUACGCUCCGCACACCACCUACAGGAACUUGCUCUAUGUCUAUCCGCAGAGACUGAAUUUUGCAAAUCGCCUUUCGUCUGCAAGAAACAUUACUAUCAAAAUACAGUUCAUGUGUGGGGAAGAUACUAAGUGCUCUCUCCCGGUCAUUUUUGGAAAAUCCAAUGGCUCAGAAUUCUUGGAAGAGGUGUACACAGCAGUUACCUAUCAUAAUAAGGCCCCUGAUUUCUAUGAAGAAGUCAAAAUUAGACUACCAGCAAAACUUACAGAAAAACAUCACCUGCUGUUCACAUUUUAUCAUAUCAGCUGUCAGCAGAAAGCUGGCAAUUCAGUGGAAUCUGUCCUGGCGUAUUCUUGGCUGCCAAUUUUGCUAAAUGACCGACUUCAGACUGGACAUUACUGCCUCCCAGUGGCCACCGAAAAGCUGCCGGCAAACUACUCUAUGCAUUCUCCAGAGAAAUUACCAGCACAACCCACACCUAUAAAGUGGGUGGAAGGACACAAGGGAGUUUUUAAUCUGGAAGUGCAAGCAGUUUCUUCUGUACACACUCAGGAUAAUCAUCUGGAGAAAUUUUUAACUCUCUGCCAUGCACUGGAAGGUCCAGUAACAUUUCCAAUCCGAGUCCUGGACCAAAAGAUUAAUGAGAACUCCUUGGAGCAUGAACUCAAACUCAGCAUCAUUCAAUUAAGUUCUUCCAGACUGGAACCAUUGGUCUUAUUUCUUCAUCUUGUCUUGGACAAACUUUUCCAUCUUACUGUGCAACCCAUGGUGAUUGGGGGGCAGACUGCAACCUUUUCUCAAUUUACCUUUGAAUCUGUGGUUUCCAUUGUGAGUAGCCUUCACAAUAGUAAAGAUCUCAGCAAGGAUCAGCAUGGAAGAAACUGUUUGUUGGCGUCCUAUGUGUAUUAUGUGUUUCGUCUUCCAGAUGUCCUAAAGGACAUGUACAUAGCAGGUAUAAGCACUUCCCUGAUUGACCACUCAGACACGCGCUACAACACGGUUGGCCGUACCACAGCUUCUGCUGUAGGAUCUAAAUUAUUACAGUCUCGAACAAUGAGCUCAAGCAACCCAGAUAUUGCAGGAAUGCAAAGUGCUGAUGAAGAAGUUAAAAACAUUAUGUCCUCCAAGGUGAGCCAUCGUACCUGCAAUCGCAUGUCUUACUUUGUUGAAUCCAGUAAUGACUUGCAGUCAGUUGUUUCCAGCACAAGACCAUGCAGCAAAAAGCACUUUCAUGAGGAACUGGCUCUGCAGAUGGUAGUUAGCACUAACAUGGUGAGGGAAAAUGUCUUCAAGUAUGCAUGGUUCUUCUUUGAGCUCUUGGUGAAGAGCAUGGCUCAAUACAUCCACAAUGUGGACAAGCAGGAGGUGCCGAGAAGAAGCCGUUUCUCAAAUCGUUUUAAAGAUGACAUAAGCACUAUAGUGAAUGUAGUUGCUUCUGAAAUAGGAGCUCUUCUCAACAAACCACAGAAAGAAGUCGAACAAGCAGAAAAAGUGAACAUAAGUCUGGCAUUUUUCUUAUAUGAUUUACUAUCCUUGAUGGAUCGAGGUUUUGUUUUUAAUCUCAUCAAACAUUACUGCAAUCAGUUGACAGCCAAGCUGAAUUCUUUCCCAACCCUGAGUUCUAUGCGACUUGAAUUUCUACGGAUUCUCUGCAGCCAUGAGCAGUAUCUCAACCUGAACCUUUUCUUUGUUACAUCAUCAUCUACACCAGCCUCUCCAUGUCCUUCUAUUUCAUCCGAGAACUCUAGUUCCUGCUCUAGUUUCCAGGACCAAAGGAUUGCAAGUAUGUUUGAGCUUUCAUCUGAAUACAAGCAGAAGCAUUUUCUAACUGGACUCCUUUUCACAGAACUGGAAGCUGUACUGGACCAGGAGGCAGACGGAAUCAGUAAAGUGCAAAGGAAAGCUAUCAAUGCUGUCAACCAUCUGUUAAGCUCACAUGAUUUGGACUCACGCUGCCAGAAGAUUGAGAUCAGAAACAAAAUUGCUGCCCUCUAUCUCCCACUGGUCAGCACUAUUUUGAUGGCCCUCCCUCAGCUACAUGAUUUUUCAGUUCUAGAUACACGGAGUGGAAAGACACGUAAUACAGAAGAAGAAACAGAUACUCCGAGCACGAUAAACCCAAGUGUUGCAAUGGCUGUAGCCGGAAAUCAGUUUGGCCUUAAACCACCCCCUCUAGCUCUUUCAUCAGUUCCUCUUAAGAUGUACUCCACAUUGAGUCCAGAAUCUACACGGAACCUACUUACCUGCUUUCUAUGGAUCAUGAAGAAUGCAGAACAGAGUGUCAUCCAAAAGUGGCUUGCCUACUUAACAGCUUUGCAGCUGAACAGGAUACUGGAUCUACUGUAUAUGUGUGUUUCCUGCUUUGAGUACAAGGGAAAGCAGUCACCUGACAAAGUGAGCACUUUAGUGCUUCAGAAGUCCAGGGAUGUAAAAGCUCGCUUGGAAGAAGCAUUGCUACGUGGAGAAGGAGCUAGGGGAGAAAUGAUGAGACGCUGGAAAACAGCGGGGAAUGACAAAUUUGCUGGCCUUAAUGAGAACCUGCGGUGGAGGAAAGAGCAGACACACUGGCGCCAAGCUAACGAGAGACUAAAUAUGGCAAAGGCUGAAAUAGACCAGGAGGCCAUUAUGUGUGGAAACUUGGCUACUGAAGCCAACUUGAUUAUUCUGGAUGUGGUAGAAACCAUAUUACAGGUCAGCUUAUCUGCAGACUGCAAGGAUAAUCAACUUGGAGGAGCCCUUAAAGUACUUGUGCACUCUCUGAGCACUAAUCAGAGCAACACCUACCUGGCCCACUGCUUUUCAUCCAUCCGGCUGCUUAUCGUCAAGGCUGGGGACUUCCUGUUUGAAGAAGAAGUGGAGCAAUGUGCUGAUCUCUGCCAAAAGGUCUUACAUCAUUGCAGCAGUGCUUUGGAAAGCACAAGGAGCCAAGCGUGUUCCACCCUUUACCUGAUCAUGAGAUACAGCUUCAGUAGUACCAGUAACUUUGCCCGAGUGAAAAUGCAAGUUACCAUGUCAUUAGCCUCACUGGUUGGGAAGUCACAGGAUUUUAAUGAAGAGUAUCUUCGCAAGUCACUGAGGAGCAUUCUGGCAUAUGCCGAGGAAGAUGAAGAUAUGCAAACCACUUUAUUUCCUGCACAGGUAAAUGAGCUCUUGAACAACCUGAACAGUAUUCUUUCAGACACAGUGAAAAUGAGAGCAUUCCAAAAAGAUCCAGAGAUGUUAAUGGACUUGAUGUACAGAAUUGCUAAAGGUUACCAGACAUCACCAGAUCUGAGGCUCACCUGGCUGCAGAACAUGGCAGAGAAGCACGUAAAACGGAAAUGUUACACGGAAGCAGCCAUGUGUCUUGUCCAUGCUGCGGCACUCGUAGCAGAAUAUUUGAGCAUACUGGAGGAUUGUAGCUACCUUCCGGUUGGCAGUGUUAGCUUUCAGAACAUUUCUUCUAAUGUGAUAGAAGAAUCAGCAGUGUCUGAUGACAUUCUGACCCCAGAUGAAGACGGAGUGUGCUCUGGAAGAUACUUCUCAGAAACCGGACUGGUUGGGCUCUUAGAACAGGCUGCAGAACUCUUUAAUCAAGCAGGAUUUUAUGAAACGGUGAAUGAAGUCUAUAAGAUUGUCAUCCCUGUUCUUGAAGCUCACCGAGACUUCCGUAAGCUUGCAUCGACUCAUGAGAAACUGCAGAAGGCCUUUGAUCGCAUAAUACACAAGGGUCAGAAAAGGAUGUUUGGAACUUACUUCCGUGUUGGAUUUUAUGGGGCAAGAUUUGGAGAUCUAGAUGAACAAGAAUUUAUUUAUAAAGAACCAACAAUCACUAAGCUUCCUGAGAUUUCCCAUAGAUUAGAGGCGUUUUAUGGGAAUUGUUUUGGGGAAGAUGCAGUAGAAGUGAUUAAAGAUUCAACCCCAGUGGACAAAUCAAAGCUGGAUCCAAACAAGGCCUACAUCCAGAUUACAUUUGUGGAACCAUACUUUGAGGAGUAUGAGAUGAAAUACAGGAUGACCUAUUUUGAGAAGAACUAUAACCUGCGCAGAUUCAUGUACACCACACCAUUCACUCUAGAUGGACGCCCGCGUGGAGAACUAAAUGAGCAGUAUAAGAGGAAAACUAUCUUGACAACAAUGCAUGCGUUUCCAUAUAUAAAGACCCGCAUUAAUGUCAUCCAAAAAGAGGAGUUUACCUUGACUCCAAUUGAAGUUGCCAUAGAAGAUAUGCAGAAGAAAACUCUUGAACUGGCUGUUGCUACCAGCCAGGAGCCACCAGAUGCAAAGAUGCUUCAGAUGGUGUUGCAGGGUUCAGUGGGAGCCACAGUAAAUCAGGGACCACUAGAGGUAGCUCAAGUGUUUCUGGCUGACAUUCCUGCUGAUCCUAAGCUGUAUCGACAUCACAACAAGCUGAGGUUGUGCUUCAAAGAAUUCAUUAUGAGGUGUGGAGAGGCAGUAGAAAAAAACAAAAGACUUAUUACAUUUGAUCAGAAAGAAUAUCAGCAAGAACUGAAGAAGAAUUAUCACAAACUAAAAGAGAAUCUCCGGCCCAUGAUUGAACGCAAGAUUCCGGAGCUGUACAAAAUAGUGAUAAAGACACCUAGUGACACAAGGGGACUUUUCCACAAGUCCAGCUUCAGGAAAUAUGAUGCACAGAUCUCUCAAAGCAGCUGUUAAACUUCUGGAACCAUGGAGCUAAAUGAGCAAAGACCACAGGUGUACGAAGAUCAUACAUUGAUGUUAAUAAUAUCUUUUAUCUCCAGUAAGGACUGAAAAAUAAU